UAUUCCGUCAAGCAAUAAGUGUGAUACUGUACAGUGUAAUGCAAAGUCUGAUUUUAAUUUUACAAAUUGUGAUAAUGCAAAUGACAGAGAUAAUAUUAAAGAUUCUACGCAUUUGACUGAAGAUGUUCUUUCUAUCGAUGAGAAUCCUAAUACGUUAGUUGUUAGUAACAACAACGAGAUGAGUGAUUCUUCACCAACUGCCAAUUCCAAUACUACUUUAAAUAUUGGUACAGCGAAAAUAAAUUACGAUAUCGAAAAUGUUUCGACAAUAUUAAGUAAACUUCCUGAUGUGAAACAGAUCGUUCAAUGUUGUAAUCAAUUUAACUCUACUUCUAAAAUAUGUGAAAAUCCAAAUGUCAUUGAGAAAGUUAGAAAUUCUAUAAAAACUCCAAAGAUCUCGAAAGUACAAAAUGUUAGUAUAUUAGUAAAAAAGACAAUGCGUCCAAUGCACAGAGAAAAGGUUGAUAAUAUUAUGUACAACUGAAUAAUACGUAUAGUGUCACUAAUAACAAUAAUGUUUUUCCAAAUGCAAACAAGGCUUACGUUAUCAAUAAUAUUUCAAAUGAUACAUUUGCUCCAAUUGCCGAAUCUACAUUCGUAGAGAAUCAGUUAAGUUUAGAGCGUGAAAUGAAUGAUAAUA
Formica exsecta is the source of this 640-nucleotide messenger RNA. RefSeq lists its product as uncharacterized. The transcript has 2 exons. NCBI's taxonomy places the organism in Eukaryota, Metazoa, Arthropoda, Insecta, Hymenoptera, Formicidae. Bases 179 to 484 code for a protein of 101 amino acids. The record is from RefSeq and is a predicted model, not a curated record.